Anoplopoma fimbria (sablefish) is the source of this 1810-nucleotide messenger RNA. RefSeq names its product tripartite motif containing 44 (gene trim44). NCBI's taxonomy places the organism in Eukaryota, Metazoa, Chordata, Actinopteri, Perciformes, Anoplopomatidae. The transcript has 6 exons. The record is from RefSeq and is a predicted model, not a curated record. Gene Ontology annotation, molecular function: zinc ion binding. The coding region runs from base 84 to 1184 and encodes 366 amino acids.
GUGGGGAGGGGAGAGGAAGGAAGGAAGGAAGGAAGACACAAACAAACUUAUUCCUCCUAUCCCAGGAAUUAUUAUCAGCCACCAUGGACCACAAAGGGGAACCCCAGGAAGAAGGUAUGGGGCUGAAACACGAGGAGCUGCCGCAGAUGGACGGAUCAUGUGAUGCGUGCGAGCCUGACGAGGCCCAACCGGCCACACAAGUGUGCCACACCUGCAGCUUUGCCUUCUGCUCUGUCCACGCUGACAGACAUGCCAGCAGCACACAUCACCCCAUAAUGCCUUACAACCAUGAGGGGACACAAGCUAAUGGACUUGGCACCAACAGAGACUCCAGAGUUCCAGAUGGAGCUGAGGAUGACGCUGGUGCGGAGAGGCCAGAUGGAAUUGGUGCGAAUCAGGAGAUGGCGAUGGCUAAUGGAGAUGAGAGUGGGGAUGCUGGGGAAAGAGAAGCAGCCAGGAGUGGUCUGCAUCCGGAGGCUGAGCUUGGUGAUGGAGCUGAGGGUGCAGAAGCAGGGCAGGAGGCCGUGGUUGCUAAGGAGGCUGGGAAGAGGGACACCGUGACGGUAGAGAGGCUGCGCUGCAAGGAGCAUAAAGAGGAAGGCUCCCUCUACUGUAAACCAGAUGAGAAGAUCAUCUGUGUGGUGUGUGCCGUGCAGGGUGAGCACCGUGAGCAUGAGAUAAUCACCCUGCAUGAGGCCUACGUGUGGCAGAAGAGCAGGCAAGGUUAUGACCUACUGGGCUGUACACAACAGAUGUCUGAGAAGAUCAAAACCAAGUGGACCAACCCUGAGAUGUCGACAGAGGAGCUAGAGGCCUAUGUGAACAGCCAGUUUGAUGAGCUCCGCAAACUGGUGCGUCUGGAGGAGAAGAGGACCCUUCACCUGGUAGACCUCAAAGAGGCGUUCCUGACGGCGUCCGCUGCUGAGAAAAUCGCCGAGAUCUCCGUCCAAACCGAGCGUCUGCAGGAAGAGAUGGCCAACAUCACACACCAGCUGUGCCUGCUUGAACAGGCCGAGGCUUUAGGUCCUGCCGUGGCUGCAGAGGUCCUCGCAGCAGCACCAGCCCACAGAGUGCAGCGCGACAUUGAAGCAAUACCAAGGCUACCAGAGCCGAGGGCACACCCCAUGGACCUGCGGGACUUUGACGACAAUGAUUCUGGACCAUCCAUGGACCACGCCCCCUGAUACCAGCAGACCAGACUCCUGCUACAAAUCACCCGCCCUUCAAUGUCUGCUUCAGCCAGCCAUCAGCUGAGCUGUCAGGCUGGCCCUCUCUUUCUCUGUCAGCUGUCUCCUUUCUUACCCCUUUUUCUGGCCCCCCUCCACGGUGCCUGCUGGCAGUGAGCUGACCUUGAAGGGGGUUGAUGUGACAAAUAUGGAUGGCCACUUCUUUUUCUGUGCUCCAACUUUUUUAAACUCCUCACUAGCUACUAACUUUCUUCGAUUGAAGCACACAAGUUAUUCUGCAAUCAAUUACCAUCAGGCUCAAUUUCCACAGCCAGUCAGAUCCUUGGCUUACUGGUGAGCUUGGCUGACUCAGAGAGGAGCCUGGUUAGGCAGCCAAGCAGAGCAUCUGUUAAGCCCGACAGAUGUCAGAAAUGGGAAAUUCUGUAGCACAGUUCGCUUCACACUACAUUUAUGAACAAUAUAUUUUUGUUUCUGUCAUUUUGACAAACAUUGAUACUCCUUAGAUAUAAAAAAGGGAACAUUUUUCAGAUGCCACAAUGCCUUACGUCAUCGAGAGAAUAUUACAAAGGUGUUCUUGGUCUUAAGAUUUUGAUUGUAAAAAAAAAAAAAAAAAAAAAAGAAAA